UCUCCCGCUCUCUCUGCUGGUAACUCCCCAGUCGCUUCCCCAUCGACACCCGUCAAUCUGGGGAGGAAACGCGCUCGCUCGAGUGACUCACAGGCGUCCUCUUCAAAACGCGCCUUGUCUGAGGAUCCCUGCCUUUCUUCGACGCCGGACCCGCCUCCUCAGAGCAGCGCCUCCACACCUGCAAUGAUGGACGAUGAAAGUGACUCAAUCGAUACAUAUAUGCGUGAACAGGGAGAGCAGGACCUCCAGCGCAUCUCGCUAGAAACUGUAUCUGCCGCUCAACAACCACAUUCGCCGUCUCCUUCCGAGAAGUUACAGUUCAUUGAAAGAGUAAAGAACAGACCUAUGAUUAUGGGAGAGACAUGGUAUAUUGUCUCGCGUGCGUGGUAUCGCAGGUGGGAGAGGGCCUGCAGGGGAGAAGUGACAAAGCAAGGCGCAAUAUUAGAAAAUCAGAUUGGUCCUGUGGAUAACUCCAAGUUUUUCGAGGACGGCAAGUUCGACGCUUCUCAAUCCAUGAUGGAAGGGAUCGACUUCGAAUUCGUUCCCUCAGAGGCGUGGAAUGCUUUUGUUCAAUGGUAUGGCGAAACGCCCGAUGUAAUAGCACGGCAAGUUGUAACGAGGGGUCAAAACAAUGAACCUUGUAUCGAACUACGCCCUUUAUGUGUACCUGUCUCUCGCUUAGUCUCAGACACUACUUCAUCUUCGCACAAUCCGCCACGGGAAUUAACAAUCUCAAGUCUUGCCAAGUUGUCAGAUCUUUACACAAAGCUUCUUGAUAUCCUCGACCUCCCUCGCCAGACUCAGUUCCGAACCUGGGCCGUUUUUAAUUUGACACUCAAUGAAGUUUUUGUUACACUGCCCAACUUCUUAAAGGGCAAUGCACUUCUACUACCGAACGAUGAGGAUCAUAUUAGCCAGACUAUAGAGGAAGCCAUUGUCGAACAAUGCGACGGCUUCGUUGUGGAGCUUCUUGAGGACGGGAGGUGGCUUGUAGACGAGGUGAAGGUUCGGCAGCCAGGCGCUGUCACUCCAAACCCAGCCGAGGACACCGCACCAAGUUUCUCUUCAGGCCCGGAUUUCUUCUCCAAAUUCGAAUCUGGUUCCUCGAAAAAGGCAGGAGGGACUGCUCUCGGCCCAUCUCCCCCAAUUUCAACGUCUUCCUACGGGAAAGGAAGAGCCGACAGGAAAGGAAUCGUUCCCGGUACUAUUGGCUUUUCGAACAUGGGAAACACGUGUUUUAUGAAUUCGGCGCUUCAAUGUCUUGUUCAUACGCAAGAAUUGGUCGAAUACUUCCUCACUCGCGUAUACCAGGGUGAACUGAAUCCCGAUAACCCAUUAGGAAUGCAGGGUGCCAUAGCAGAAGCCUUCGGUGUAGUUAUGGAUCGCGUUUGGCUACCCCAGAGCACAGUUUAUGCACCACGAGAAUUUAAAAUGCAGCUCCAGCGCUUCGCACCGCAAUUCUCAGGAUAUCAACAACAUGAUUCACAGGAGCUGGUUGCUUUUCUUCUUGACGGUCUACAUGAGGAUCUUAAUCGAGUGCUAAAGAAGCCUUAUGUGGAGAAGCCCGACUGGAACGGUGGAGGCGACAAAGAGUUGGUUGCAUUGGCAAAAGAAAGUUGGGAAGGCUACAAGAAGCGUAACGAUAGCGUGAUUGUCGACUUGUUCCAAGGUCAAUACCGGAGCACGCUUGUGUGUCCCGAGUGUAAAAGGGUGUCAAUUACGUUUGAUCCGUUCAUGUACCUUACGCUGCCUUUGCCGGUGCAAAAGAAAUGGACCCAUCCUAUUCUAUACAUACCGUGGGACGUUAGCAAGCCACAUGUGAAGGUACCAGUGGAACUCAACCGAAACGCGUCCUUCAGAGAAGUGCGCCAGUUAUUAAGCCGUUGGAUGAAUGCCGAACCUGAUAACCUCUUGACAUUAGAAACUUUCAGCAAUCGAUUCUAUAAGUACCUAGAUGACACUGUUCCCGUUGGAGACAUGUCAGAUGCCGAUCAUAUCGUCUGUUUCGAAUUGCCGUGCCACGCCCAGCAAUCAAGAAACUGGAGUCCAAGCGCUGAUCCAACAGAGGAUCCAGUAAUAUUACCAGUUCAUCUCUGUAAAGAGAUUCCUUCUACAUACAGCAGCUUCCAGCGACCUUCCAGUGGCUUUGCACAUCCAUUCAUCGUCGUGCUGGAUAAAGAACAAAAUCGCGAUCGUAAAAAGAUCUACUCUGCUAUCAUAGAGCGCUUAGAGCGUUGGACAAAACAUGCAAGAGAUUUGUACCAAUGGGAAGAAGUCGCUGCGACGGAAGUCAAAAUCCUGGAGACACACUCAGAAUGCUCGAUUUCUGAAGUCAAGGAGAAUGGGGACGUUGUCAGAAUGGAUGAGACAGAAGAGGACAUCAGCGAUGAAAAGUCGCGCAUGUUCGUAGACGAAUCGAUUGAAGUAGCCACUGUCGAAAAGUCCAUUGACCGUCUGGGUCCAAAGCCCGAUCUAUUCGAGAUCCAUAUCCAGUCUGGCCAUGAUAAGCUGGGUGCAGGGAACGCAUGGAGCUCAGGCAAAUGGGAACAGUGGGAAGCUCGGAAAAAUGCUGGCAAGGGCGACGAUAACCCUCCUCUUCUUCGUCGAGGUGAUGCAUUGUAUUGCGAAUGGGAUGACAAUUUCCGUUCGUAUUUCUUCGGUGACGAUCCUCAUCACGAGCAUGCGCUUUGGCAAGAUCGCCAUUGGGGAGAGUUCAUUCAUCCAGAAUUCAAAGAAAUGCAGGAAGCCUCUGCCGCUCGAAGCAAGAAGUGUAUCACGCUGAACGAUUGCUUGGACGAGUUUACGAGGGAAGAGGAGCUCGGUGAGGAGGAUCUCUGGUAUUGUUCGAAAUGCAAAAAGCACCAACCGGCAACGAAGAAAUUCGACUUGUGGACGAUCCCAGACAUUCUCGUUGUACACCUCAAGCGCUUCAGCAAUAGUCGCAUUCUGCGUGACAAAAUCGAUGCCUUUGUUGACUUCCCCGUUGAAGGACUCGACCUUGAGGCGUUCAGCGGGGAGCGAGAAGUGGCCAAGCGACUCGCUCAAGAGGGGCACGACGUCAAAGCGCUGGGGGUAUCGGACGCGGAGGAACCUUUACUUUACGACCUUUAUGCCGUUGACGAACACAUGGGUGGACUUGGUGGAGGCCAUUAUCGAGCUUAUGCAAAAAAUCACGAAACAGAUAAGUGGUAUCAUUUUGACGAUACACAUGUCUCGGUAGCAGACCCGGCUGAUGCUGUGAACCGGAGUGCCUAUUUAUUGUUUUACAAAAGACGUACCAGCCGCGCUAUCGGGGGUGUCUCAUACGAAAAAGUUGAAGCGGCUCGUCAAAAACUGUUAUCUGCCGAAGAAGAUGUCAAGGAGGAUGUUCAAUUACCAACACCCCCAGACGAGGAAGAAGGGCCGCACCUGAAGAAUACACUGACGGGACUUCUCUCCCGUUCGGCUAACUACGGACGCGGGAGCUGGAACGAACCAUUAGAUGGCUACGAAAAUUCACCAUUUUCUUCUAGGGAUGAGAACUCAGCGGAGGUCGAAAGCGAUCUGGAAAAUGGAUCAGGAUCGCCUUUUGAAUAUCAGUCGGAUCCCCUUGCGCAAGCUACUCGUUCGUAUGACUUCCCGAAUCCAGGAAGUGCGACAUCCUCCCCUACUUCUUCAAAUGCAGCAGAUGCAGGCGAUGAGGGGACGCCGGAUAUGGACUUUACGGACCUGGACGAAGAACUUGCACAGGAGCAAGAGCAGGAACGACGAGGGCAAAAGUCAAAUGACUCUGAAAUACCCGUGAGCGGGAGCUCGCUUCAUGACAUUGACUAUUAGAGUCUGUAAUUACUCGUUGUCGCAUCCAAAAGACUUUUCUCUAGAUGCAUCAAGAAGCCUGUAUUUAUAUAACCUUCUGCUCUUU
This is a messenger RNA of Fomitiporia mediterranea MF3/22, 3901 nucleotides long. RefSeq names its product UCH-domain-containing protein. Gene Ontology annotation, biological process: protein deubiquitination. Gene Ontology annotation, molecular function: cysteine-type deubiquitinase activity. Bases 184 to 3816 code for a protein of 1210 amino acids. The transcript is spliced from 6 exons. Lineage: Eukaryota; Fungi; Basidiomycota; Agaricomycetes; Hymenochaetales; Hymenochaetaceae. The record is from RefSeq and is a predicted model, not a curated record.